CUCCGCUCCAGAGAUGAUCCGUUAUCAGGGCGGAGAGAGAGAGCUGCCCAAACCCGAUCGCCACCUCUCCUUCUCCCCACAGACAGCUCCGCGCACGCCGGUCGCUUUACUUCUCCUGCAACUCCCUGCAAACCUGGAUCGAAACGCACUGGAUUUACCACAACAAACCGGAAUAUUUAGCCAGUACUUGCGUUUUCAUUCGGAAUUCGACUGCAUUUCGGCGUUUUCCUGCGCGCUUCCUGGAGCUAAACUGCAGCAACACAUCGUGGAGCGGUCGCCUGUUCUUCCUCUUUUGUUUAUCUCCGCGGAGAGGAAACAUUUCAUCGCAUUUUUAGCUCGUUUUAAAAUGAAUGAAUGACCAAAACAAAGGAGGUUGAUGUGCACAGCUCCCCCGCUCACCUCUUCUUCGCCUCGCCCAAGGAACGGAGGCUCCAGCAGCAGCUCCAGCAGCGGGUGAAGAUGGACAGCGGCGGCGGGACAGAGAGCUCCGAGGGCGGCCAGGCGAAGCACGACGCCCCGGGGAAGAAGAAAGGGGUGAACCGCGCUCCUUCGCCGGCGCGCCCCAAGGAUGUGCCCGGCUGGUCGUUCACGAAGAUCCGGGGAGGGAUAGGGACCCCGACUCUGAGCGUCAAACCCGGCGGGAUCCAUUUGGGGAGCCGAGUUUCCCGGAGGAGCCCCGUGGGAAGCGUCGGUAGCGGGAAGGAUGGAGCUGGGAAAGCGGCCGGGAAGCAUUCGUCCACUGGGAAGAGCUCCGCGGGGAAGGGGGCUAAAAACACCCGGAGGAAGGUGUCGGACGCGAGCACCGGGUCUGAAGACUUGUCCAAGGACUCUGGCUGCGCUCCCGAAAAGCUUUCCCCGACUGAUAGCAGCUCCGAGUUGUCCGACUGCCCCUCGGAUGAAAACAAACUAUCCACGGACGCGUUCAGCAGCGACACCGAGUCCCGGAGCAGUCGCGGCGGGGCGGAGGGAGAGCACAAGCCGCUCAGGGACGCGGCUACAGCGGACAGAAGCAGCAGCAGCUACCGGUCCGUGACAUCCGCGGGGAACAUGAGGAACAUCCCCGCGUCCAUCACGGGGGAGGCGGGGGAUAAUAAGGACCGGCUCUCGCUGCUGGGGGUCGAGGCCGGGGAAGGAAGCGUCUCUCCCGGUGAUGAGAAGUCCCUGACCUCGUUCGAGAGCCGGUUCCCUGCCUCCACGUCCCUGGCCUUCUCUGACCUGACCGAGGAGCUCAUGGACAGCGUGCACGAGGAGUACGCGCGGGAGAUAGAGGAGCUCCGGUCUGAAAACGACUACCUCAAAGAUGAGAUGGAGGAGCUGAGGUCGGAGAUGCUGGAGAUGAGGGACAUGUACAUGGAGGAAGACGUCUACCAACUCCAGGACCUGAGACAGCAACUAGAACAGGCAAACAAGACGUGCCGUAUCCUGCAGUACCGCCUCCGAAAGGCAGAGCGGCGAUCUUUACGAGUGGCUCAAACCGGACAGGUCGACGGAGAACUCAUCCGGACUCUGGAACAGGACCUCAAAGUGGCGAAGGACGUGUCGAUCCGCUUACACAGCCAGCUCGAAGGAGGGGAGAAGAAACGCACUCGUCUGGAGGAAGAAAACGAGGAGCUGAGGAACAAACUGCAGGACCUGGAGGUGGCCAAGCAGGUGCUACAGCAAGAAAUCGACAAGAGUUCCCAGAAAAAAAGAGGAGCGCGAGGGAACAACAAAGCGGAGAAGAAGCCGUGCCCUCAGGAGGACAGCUCGGACCUGAAAUGCCAGCUGCACUUCGCCAAAGAGGAGUCGGCCAUGAUGUGCAAGAAGCUGACCAAACUGGUGAAGGAGAGCGAGGCCAUGAGGGAGGAGCUGUCCAAGUUCCGCUCGCUGUACGGAGACGUGGACGCCAGCCUCACCGUGGAGGAGGUGGCGGACUCCCCUCACACACGAGAGGCUGAGGUGCGCGUUCACCUGAAGCUGGUGGAGGAGGAGGCGAAUCUUCUGAGCCGCAGGAUCGUGGAGCUGGAGGUGGAGAACAGAGGGCUGAGAGCAGAGAUGGACGACAUGAAGGGACCGCAGGACAUCUCUCCAGACUUGGCAGGCAUCGGAGGCAGCCUCAGCCCCGGACUCGGUGUCGGGAGCGGGGCCAUGGUUCUCGGGGGAGGAGCUUCUUCUGAAAACGUGAUGGAGCUACAGCGCCACCUGCAGUUCGUGGAGGAGGAGGCCGAGCUCUUGCGACGCUCCCUGACGGAGAUGGAGGAGCAGAACAAACUCCUCAUGAACGAGAUCAACCGCUACAAAUCCGAGCUCCCGCCCUCCCUGUCGUCCAACUCGCUGGCCUCUUUGACGGACGGCUUGCUCAACGACAGCCCGGUGCACUCCAUACAGGAAGGGGCGGUGCUUAUAAACGUCAACGCCCCCUCGCAGGAAGAGGAGCUGCGAUUGGCCAGGCUGCAGAUUGGGGAGUUGAGUGGGAAGGUGAAGAAGUUGCAGUACGAGAACAGAGUGCUCCUGUCAAACCUGCAGAGGUGCGACCUGGCCUCUUAUAACCCCGCCUCCUCGCCGGCCCCCUCCACCCUGAGGCUCAACCUGGAGACCGACGCCGAGGCUGGGGACUCCGCUGAGUGUCUGCCAAGCCCGCCAUCCCGUCGAGAGCCAGUAGGGGGAGAGACCGACCCCUCCGACUUGAAAGAACACAAACGCAAGAGCGAGGACAGCGCUGACUCCGCCUCCUCGCUUCCCAUCCCGCUGGUGCAGAAGGACCAUGAUGCUUUGCUGUCCAUGAGAGACCAGGCUCGACUGGUCUCGACGGCGAUCCAGCUCCUGAUCUCCCCGGAGUCGAGCUGCCUCCAGUCGCCCUCCCUCUACCACAAAGUCUGCACCAGUGAGAGCAAAGAGGAGGCGGCCAAUCAGGAGGAGGCAGCCGAGUCAUGUGAUCAGGACAAAUCACAAAGUAACAACAGCCAGAUCUCCGAGCUGUCUGACCUCUCUGACCGGCCCCUGGUGGGAGCCCUGACCGGCCGAUUGCAGGCGCUUCACUCCCAGCUGCAGGCCUUCGUGGAGCGGGUGGACGGGCUGAGCAGAGCGCCCCCUCCUGGAGCCGGGUCAGGAGCCGCUGUCACACCAGAGGAGAAUUCGCCGGCCUCUACCACGAUCUGCCCCGAAGGGAACUCGGCUGCUCAUAAGCAGCCUGACUCUAGGGACCAAUCGGAGCCGGAGGUCGGAGGCCAACGCCAGGAGGGCAGCCAAUCAGACGAGGGAACGGACGCCGACGAUGUACAAGAACGGCAAGAGGAGAAGGAGUCAGAUAACGCACUGUGCUCAGAUCUUCAGACGCAGCUGUCCCAAACUCAGGAGGAGCUGGACAGGGAGAGGAAAUCUCACUCAGAACUCACUCAUAAAGUCACACAGUUGCAGGAGGAGCAGCACAAGGCCCUGGUGAGGAGAGACUUCCAGCUGCAGAGCGUGGGGCUCCAGGCCCGACUGCACCAGAGGCUCUGGACCCAGGAGAGGAGCCUCCUGCUGCAGGAGAAUCAGCACCUCAAACACACGCUGCUCCUGCUCAGCCUCAAACUGCGCUGUCUCCUCAAACAGUGGAGGGUCCAGGGGGGCAAGGACGCUCAGUGGAAGGACGUGCUCGAGAUAAACAGCCUGAAGGACCUUUACCUCCUUUUGGAUGAAGAGAACCGUAGCCCCUCCCACCAGGCUGCAGACGCACACCCUGUCAGUCCUACUAUAAAGUCAAGUGCAGUGAGCAGUACGCUGGCUGACCUGAGGGUGGCGCUGCAGGACCUGAGCGCAGAGUUACAUCAGGAGAGACAGGGAUCCCAAGAGCUCACGCAGCAGUUCGCAAAAGCCAAGGCGUCGUGGGAAGUGGAGCGCGCCGAGCUGAAAAAUAUCAUCUCACAGUUGGAGACUAAAGCUGGUAAACCUCUGAGCUCUGCUGAUGCUGUGGAGGCCCCAGACCUGAAGGUGGUGCUGAAGAAGGAACGUGAAGAGCACCAGCACCUGUUAGCAGAGUCCUACGCUGCAGUCAUGGACCUGACUAAACAGCUCCAGAUCGGAGAGAGGAACUGGGGCCGGGAGAAGCUGGACCUGUUGGAGAGGUUCAGUGCAGAGAGAGCUCAGUGGGAGCAGAGACUCAGGGAGGCCACAGCGCACCACAAGCCAAAGUCACAAGGCAGUGACUCUUCUGCUGACGGACUGAUCCAAAACGGGUCUGCUUCACCAAGGACCAAAUCCACGUCGGACCUGGAGGUGAACGGGGCGGCAGAACAGUUGGAGAAAAUGUCUCUUGUGAUUCGCCCGGAGCCUUAUGACAUCACCAGGAAGAAUUGGGCCAAUCUGACCAAUGAGACUCCAGAAGUGGGCGACACCUGUAAAACAUGGGACGGCUCCAGCCUGAGCGCGGAGCAGGACCUGGACUCUGCUCAGAGAAGCUACACUGCCCCGGACCGCACCGGCAUCCGCAUAUACUACAGCCCCCCCACUGUCCGGAGGAUGGAACAGCUCCGGAGCCAACAGGGACUAUCUGAGCAGUUUCUACCUCAGAACGGGUGCUCUUCUCCGGGUACGACCGCUCCGGAUACCGGGUCUGGAGGUUUGGAGGUGCAGGGUUCUUCAUCGUACGAGCAGUGGCUGAGCUCCCUGUCCACGCAGCACAGGGAGCUGUUGGAGAGCAGAGCCGUGUCAGUACCGGCUUCUGCCAACAGUGUAGUGAGCAGUUUGCCCUCCUCUUCUCCGUUCCCGGAUUUCCAGAUGGGAGAGAUUUCGGCCAAUCUGAGCGAUGACAUGAAGGAGAUGACCAAUUGUGUGCGGCAGGCCAUUCGCUCGUCUUCACUGGAGAGGAAGUCCAGCAAGGAACCAGGAAGUCCGGUGAUCGGCACGUCGUCUCGCUCCACCCAGACCUCUCUCCUGUGCGUCAGUGUGGCUCUGCAGACUGACACCCCGUCCACCAGCAGGGGGCUCCAGUCCAAGGUCUGGUCUCCCCGGCCCACCUCCUCCACAGCCAACCCCUUAGCCUCAGCUCGCUCCAGACACAUCUCCACCUCCCUGGACAAGGUGCACGGGCGCAUCGAAAGACCCUGCUGCUCACCCAAAUACGGGUCGCCCAAACUGCAGCGCCGCGUGUCUUCAGGUUCCACUUCACGGUUGGAAACCUCCUCCUCCUCGUCCAGGGACAGGAGCCUGUGGAGUCUGCAGCAGAGACCUGGAGGUUCAGCCUGGGCCCGUUCCACCACCACCCGCGAUAGUCCUGUCCUGAGCGGGCUGACGGACGGCCUCUCCAGCCUCUUCAGCGUGGUGGAGCACACAGGGAGCACAGAGAGUCUGUGGAGGGGAGAGCCAGUGAGUCCCGCUCGUCAGCCUCCCGCCGCGGGGAAACCCUCUGGUGAGCGCUACGGAGGGCUCCAGGACAUGUACAGGGACGUGUGCGGCGGCCGGACCCAGGCAGGCGUGUCCGUGUCCGUGUCCGUGUCCGUGGAGAGGUGCCAGCGGGAGGCCCUGGGAGGCGUGGAUGAACCCAAGCCGGAGUGUUUCUCGGUGGGGACGGGCGCGGCGGGGCUGGGGACGCUGGCGGGACUCGGCGCAGCCCCAGACCCGGUCACGCGCAUCGUCAACAAGAGGUUCAUGAGGCAGACGGCCGGAGAGGAGAUGGGCUGCAUCAUGGGAGGAGGCACAGCUGGGGCAGAGGAUGCACCGUGCGACUGCGGCUUCUCCAGACCGUCGAGACCCAGCGGGCGCCAUUCUCUGGGUCAGUGCAAGCACCGCCCCCCGGAGCCCGCCCCCUCCCCGUCCGGCACGUGCGCAGAGGAGAAAGCGGAGACCAGUACCGAGUGACUUCUGCCAGCUCUUACCAUUGUGCACCCGAGCAAUACACCACUGCCACCGCUACACAACCUCAGACUAGGCUACACAAACGCACUGCCAGUGUUAGAGAAAGCCCACUCACAAACUCACUGCCACACACUGAUAACGGGACAGGCAACUUCAUAUCUGGCAACGCAGUCUUUGGAAAAAACCUUUUUGACUUUUCCGCUUAGGUGAAGCUUUGAAUAUUUGUGAAUCAUGUGAGGCUCACUCUGCUUUCUGAUUGGAUGAUCGUCUUGAGAACUAAAACACCAAAUUAUAACUUCGCCACCAUGUCCGAGAUUUUUUAUAAUUUAAGAAUAAACCUGUGUUACAAUUGUGAUCAGUAAAAGCUACCUGUUUACCUCGUAUCUGAGGACACGUUUUGGUCACGUUUAUAGUAUUACGUACAAUUCAUUUUAACAAUAUUAUGGUUUGUGUGGCAAGUAACUCAGUUUAUUGGCGUUUUAAAAGGACAGUCCGGACUUUUGGACAUAGGGCUUCAUUUCCUACUGAGCCAGAGUGUU
Boleophthalmus pectinirostris (great blue-spotted mudskipper) is the source of this 6353-nucleotide messenger RNA. RefSeq names its product suppressor of glucose, autophagy associated 1 (gene mtcl2). The record is from RefSeq and is a predicted model, not a curated record. Gene Ontology annotation, biological process: regulation of autophagy. Lineage: Eukaryota; Metazoa; Chordata; Actinopteri; Gobiiformes; Gobiidae. Bases 355 to 5817 code for a protein of 1820 amino acids. The transcript is spliced from 24 exons.